This is a messenger RNA of Lactuca virosa, 402 nucleotides long. Lineage: Eukaryota; Viridiplantae; Streptophyta; Magnoliopsida; Asterales; Asteraceae. The record is from the annotation of a GenBank genome assembly.
AUGGCAAUCUUGGUGGUUUUCCUUGUACUAUUUCUGAUUAAGCCAGGAGUUUCACAGACAAACAACAGCCAAAACAAUAUUAACACACCCAUCAGAUCAUUCUGUGGUCGUAACCCUCCGAUAAUUCUAUCAAAUUUUGUCAACAACCGCAAUUCUACCCUAGCUGAGAUCAGAAGAAAACUUUCAAGCAAGGAUGUCUUCUAUGCUACAGCACAGAGUUUAGCCGAAAAAGACUCCGUCUUUGGAGCUGCCCUGUGCAGGAACUACCUCUCCACAGCUCAGUGUGUGGCUUGUUUCGAUGAGGGUGUAGCUCAAUUAAUCGGCUGCGUUACUGGCAAUGGCGCUUAUGUUUUCUUGGAUGACUGUUUUGUCAGGAAUGGUGACUCACAUGGUUUACAUUAA